AUGACUCGUCAAUAUCAUGGAUCAAAUCAUCCAUGGAUGGCUCUCCUCACCGAUGACCCCAGAUGCCCCAUACCAGCCAAAUGGGUUCGUGAAUUGUUGUGUUCAUUUGUUGGAGAUCUGUCGACUAAGGUUCUGUGCACAGAAGCUGUUGCCCAUGCAAUUGAGGCACAGCACCCAAGUAACAGCACCUGGGGUCAGGAUGAUGGUGUCUGGGGUAAGCGGGAUGGUGAAACUCAGACACAGAGUGCCCUUGGAUUGGGUGACAAUGCAACUCAGACCACCCUUGGAUGGGGGCCCGCACCUGAAAGUCCUCAAGUGGACUCUCGCUUUCCAGUCCCUCAAAAACUCAGUGGCCAAAAAUCAGGAGAAGACUGGAAGGCCUUCUUUGUGUGGUGCCUUGAGGAAAAUCGGAAGAAGCAGGAGAAGGAAUCCCCAGCUCAAUGUCAAUCACGUGAGAGUCGGGAACAGGCAGUGAAGAGCCAUAAUCUUCCUGGACAGUCCAGCAUGGUGUCCUCUUACUUAAGGGUCUUAUUUUUCAUGGUAGAUAAUGUGUUUGCUUUGAGGCCUUUGUCAAUUGAAUAG
Molecule: messenger RNA, 582 nt
Organism: Suillus subalutaceus
Lineage: Eukaryota; Fungi; Basidiomycota; Agaricomycetes; Boletales; Suillaceae
Exons: 4
Coding region: 1-582 (193 amino acids)
Source: RefSeq, a predicted model, not a curated record